This is a messenger RNA of Chrysochloris asiatica (Cape golden mole), 4386 nucleotides long. It is a transcript of the gene NKTR, whose product is annotated as natural killer cell triggering receptor. The transcript is spliced from 16 exons. Bases 1 to 4386 code for a protein of 1461 amino acids. Gene Ontology annotation, cellular component: nucleus. Gene Ontology annotation, molecular function: peptidyl-prolyl cis-trans isomerase activity. Gene Ontology annotation, biological process: protein folding; protein peptidyl-prolyl isomerization. The record is from RefSeq and is a predicted model, not a curated record. Lineage: Eukaryota; Metazoa; Chordata; Mammalia; Afrosoricida; Chrysochloridae.
AUGGGAGCGCAGGACCGGCCGCAGUGCCACUUCGACAUUGAGAUCAACCGGGAGCCGGUUGGUCGCAUUAUGUUUCAGCUCUUCUCAGACAUAUGUCCAAAAACAUGCAAAAACUUCCUUUGCCUAUGCUCAGGGGAAAAAGGCCUUGGGAAAACAACUGGGAAGAAGUUAUGUUAUAAAGGUUCUACGUUCCAUCGUGUGGUUAAAAACUUUAUGAUUCAGGGUGGGGACUUCAGUGAAGGUAAUGGAAAAGGUGGAGAGUCAAUUUAUGGCGGAUAUUUUAAAGAUGAAAACUUUAUUCUCAAACAUGACAGAGCAUUCCUUUUAUCAAUGGCAAAUCGAGGGAAACAUACCAAUGGUUCCCAGUUUUUCAUUACCACAAAACCUGCACCACACCUGGAUGGGGUGCAUGUUGUCUUUGGACUAGUUAUUUCUGGUUUUGAAGUAAUCGAACAAAUUGAAAAUCUGAAGACUGAUGCUGCAAGCCGGCCUUAUGCAGAUGUGCGAGUUAUUGACUGUGGGGUGAUUGCCACAAAAUCAGUAAAAGAUGUUCUUGAGAAAAAAAGGAAGAAACCAACUCACUCAGAAGACUUGGAUUCCUCCUCCAGUUCUUCUUCCUCUUCAGAAUCAUCUUCAGAAAGUGAAAUUGAACAUGAGAGAAGCAGGAGGAGAAAACAUAAGAGGAGGCCAAAAGUUAAACAUUCUAAAAAGAGACGGAAGGAAGCAAGUGGUUCUGAAGAGUCAAGGAACAAGAAUACAGUGAGCCCAAAAGGAGGUCACUCUGAGAGGAGUGAUGCCAAUGAGAAAAAAUCAGUGGACUCAAAUGCUAAAAGGGAAAAGCCUGUGGUCCGCCCAGAAGAGAUUCCUCCAGUGCCUGAGAACCGAUUCUUACUAAGAAGAGAUAUGCCUGUUGUCCCUGUGGAACCUGAACCGAAGAUUCCUGAUGUGACACCCAUUGUAAGUGAUCAGAAACCAUCUGUAUCAAAGUCUGGACGGAAGAUUAAAGGAAGGGGCACAAUUCGCUACCACACCCCUCCACGAUCAAGAUCCUGUUCUGAAUCGGAUGAUGAUGACAGCAGUGAAACGCCCCCUCACUGGAAAGAGGAAAUGCAGAGGUUACGAGCGUACAGACCUCCGAGUGGGGAGAAAUGGAGUAAAGGAGAUAAGCUAAGUGACCCCUGUUCAAGCCGGUGGGAUGAAAAAAGCUUGUCACAGAGAUCCAGAUCAUGGUCCUAUAAUGGAUAUCAUUCAGAUCUUAGUACAGCAAGACACUCUGAUAGCCACCACAAAAAACAAAGAAAAGAGAAAAAGGUGAAGCAUAGAAAGAAAGCUAAGAAGCAGAAACAUUGCAGACGACACAGACAGACUAAGAAGAGACGGGUUGUUGUACCAUCUGAUGUAGACUCCUCAAAAUCUUCCACCCGACGAAUGAAAUCUUGUGACAGAGAAAGGAGAUCGCGCUCAUCUUCAUCAUCAUCUCAUCACUCUGCAAAGAAGGACUGGUCUAAAUCAGAUAGAGAUGACCAGAGCUCUUCAACCCGUUCCAGCAGAGGUUCAUACAGAUCAAAAUCUCGUUCACGGUCUUAUUCUAGAGGAAGCUCAAGAUCAAGGACUGCAUCAAGAUCUUCAUCACAUUCUCGUAGUAGAUCAAAGUCCAAAUCUAGUUCAAAGUCAGGGCACCAAAGGACAGCAUCAAAAUCACCAAGAACAGCUUCUCAGUUAAGUGAAAAUAAACCAGUUAAAACAGAACCAUUGCGAGUAACAGUGCCACAAAAUGAAAAUAUAGUAAUUCAACCAGUGGUGGCAGAAAAUAUUCCUGUGAUACCCUUGAGUGACAGUCCCCCCCCUUCAAGAUGGAAGCCUGGGCAAAAGCCUUGGAAGCCCUCUUAUGAGCGAAUUCAGGAGAUGAAAGCUAAAACAACUCAUUUGCUGCCCACCCAAAGUACUUACAACUUAGCAAAUGUUAAAGAAACUGGUAGUUCAUCAUCAUACCAUAAAAGAGGAAAACAUUUGGAAAGCGAUCACAGUGCUUAUUCAAAAUACAGUGAUAGAAGUUCAGAAAGUUCACCAAGGUCAAGGAGCAGAUCUUCAAGGAGUCGAUCUUAUUCCAGAUCUUACACAAGGUCACGUAGUCUAGCUAGCUCACACUCAAGAUCUAGGACUCCAUCAUCUAGAUCUCAUUCACGAAGUAAAUACAGUGAUCAGUCACGGUAUAGCAGGUCAUCUUCCUACUCUUCUGUUAGCAGCGAUGAUAGAAGACCAGCCAAGAAGAAAGUUAGAUCCAGCAGGAAAAAAACCAGUGCCUUAGAUAAAAGGCACAGCAGCAGCUCUGACAAGAAGAAGACACUUCGCAAAAAAUAUGUCAAAGGCCGAGACAAGUCUUCCUAUCAGAGAAAGUAUAGCGAAAGCAGGUCAUCUGUAGGUUAUUCUUCAGACAGUGAACAGUCAAGUGUUCAGGAAAAAGAGAAGCAGCCCCAGAUGGAAGGAACUAAUAAUAAACAAGAGAAAAAGAAAGAUGAAGAGAAAUCUAAACCUGAACGGAAAUGCCCUCGUUCUAAAAAAAAAACUUUAAGAGAGAAUCUUUCUGGUCACUUUAGAAAUAGCAAUAAACCUAAAAGAAAGAAUUAUUCAGGGAGCAAAUGGGACUCUGAGUCAAAUUCAGAACGAGAUAUAACUAAAAACAGUAAAAUGGAUUCUCGGCCAUCUUCGGAUAAGGAAGAAGGUGAGGCUACGUCCGAUUCUGAAUCAGAGUCUGGUGACAUUCAUAUCAAAGCUAAAGCCACAACAAAGUCUUUAGCUAGCACUUCACUACCUGAUGGCAGUGGUGUUUGGAAGUCUCGCAAACAGCGGUCAUCAACUUCUGAUUCUGGCGGUUCCUAUUCCAAUCCAGAAAGCAAUAGAGCAAAGUCAGGGAAGCGCACGCACAGAUCCAAGGAAAAUCUUAAAAGGGAACACACCAAAAAAAUGAAGGAGAAAUUGAAAGGGAAAAAAAACAAGAAGCACAAGGCUCCGAAGCGAAAACAAGCAUUUCACUGGCAGCCUCCACUAGAAUUUGGUGAAGAGGAGGAAGAGGAAAUCAGUGAAAAGCAAGUUACUCCGGAGUCCAAAGAGAAAAGGCAAGCUGCUGAAAAUGGUGAAACUGUGAAAGAGAAUAUUCAGAAAAGUGAGAAGUCUUGUGAAGAUAGCAAGGUUUCUGGUAAACAUAAUACAGUGAAUAUUUCCUCAGAUCUGGAACCACAUACUAAAGAUGAUAGUAAACUCAGCAUUUCUCCCACAGUGUUAAAUACUGAGGAAAAUGUAGCCCGUUCUCCCCAAAACAUCCAUCACGUUGAAGAGAAUGUCCCAAGUGGAAUGGGGGACGUACUUCAAACAGAUGAUAACAUGGAGAUUUGCACUCCUGAUAGGACUUCCCCAGCAAAGGGAGAGGAGACUUGUAUAGGAAAUGCUAGGCUUGAUGCUCCAGAUGUAAGUGGUGUCCUAAAGCAGCAAGUGCACACAGAGCUUCCUGAAGCAGAGAUCAGAAAGCCGGAAAGCAGCGUGUCUGAAAGCAAAGUGCUAGGUGAAGUGGGAGCACAGGACAGCAGUGCUGUAGAAACUACUAUGAAGAUGGAGGUGGCUGAGAAGAGCCAGGUUGGCCUCGUGGAUAACAAAUGGAAGCCUUUGCAAGGUGUGGGGAACCUGGCAGCAUCGACUGUCACCUCAUCCAGUGCUGUGGAAGUUAAGGCAUUGACUACUGUGCCGGAGACAAAACCACAGGGCUUGAGGAUAGAAAUUAAGAGCAAAAAUAAAGUCCGGCCUGGAUCUCUCUUUGAUGAAGUAAGAAAGACAGCACGCUUAAACCAGAGGCCAAGAAACCGGGAGAGUUCAAGUGAUGAGCAGACGCCUAGUCGGGAUGGUGAUAGCCAGUCCAGGAGUCUCAGUAGAUCGAGAAGUAAAUCUGAAACCAAAUCAAGACACAGAACAAGGUCUGUCUCCUACAGUCACUCAAGAAGUCGAUCACGAACUUCCACGUCUUCUUACCGAUCAAGAAGCUACUCAAGAAGUCGGAGCAGAGGAUGGUAUAGCAGAGGUCGCACAAGGAGCCGGAGCAGUUCCUACCGCAGCUACAAAAGUCAUCGGACGUCCAGCAGGAGCAGGUCCAGGAGCAGCUCAUACGACCCCCACAGUCGGUCCAGGUCCUACACUUACGAUAGCUACUAUAGCAGGAGUCGGAGUCGAAGUCGAAGCCAGAGGAGUGACAGUUACCAUCGAGGCAGAAGUUACAAAAGGAGGUCCAGGUGGGAUUUUGUGUCUUUGUUUUGUUGUAGAUCUUAUGGCUCUGACAGUGAAAGUGACCGAAGUUACUCUCAUCACCGGAGCCCCAGUGAAAGCAGCAGAUAUAGUUGA